Messenger RNA from Puntigrus tetrazona (Sumatra barb), 1697 nucleotides. Its product is annotated as zinc finger protein 271-like. The coding region runs from base 16 to 1449 and encodes 477 amino acids. Gene Ontology annotation, molecular function: RNA polymerase II transcription regulatory region sequence-specific DNA binding; DNA-binding transcription factor activity, RNA polymerase II-specific. Lineage: Eukaryota; Metazoa; Chordata; Actinopteri; Cypriniformes; Cyprinidae. The record is from RefSeq and is a predicted model, not a curated record. Gene Ontology annotation, biological process: regulation of transcription by RNA polymerase II. Gene Ontology annotation, cellular component: nucleus. The transcript has a single exon.
AGUCUUGAGCGUCACAUGAAAGUUCAGUGUGGGAAGAGUUUCACUCAAUCAGCAAGCCUUAAUGAUCACAUGAACAUCCACACUAGAGAGCAGCAGCACCCUUGUGAUCAGUGUGGUAAAAUGUUUUUAUGGGCUUCGAUUCUGAAGAAACACUUAGAAGUUCAUUCAAAAGAGAAGCAACAUUCAUGCAAUUUGUGUGGUAUCAGCUUUGUGCGUCUACAAAAUUGGAAAGAAGGUCAGAAAAACACUUCUGUGGGAGAGUACCUGUGCUUUGAGUGUGAAAAGACUUUUACUUCAGCGAGGUGUACAAAACUGCAUGAGAGUAUUCAGAAUGGAGAAAAACCCUUUAAGUGUUCACACUGUAAUAAGAGAUUCAGUCGGUCAGCACAUCUGAAAACACAUGAGAUGAUCCACACUGGAGAAAGACCCUACAAGUGUUCACACUGUGACAAGAGAUUCAGUCGGUCAGCACAUCUGAAAACACAUGAGAUGAUCCACAAUGGAGAAAGACCCUACAAGUGUUCACACUGUGACAAGAGAUUCAGUCGGUCAGCACAUCUGAAAGCACAUGAGAUGAUCCACACUGGAGAAAAACCUUAUAAAUGUGCACAGUGCAAUAAACAAUUCAGUGUAUUGGGGGUUCUUAAAAGCCAUGAGAAAACCCACACUGGAGUUAAACCUUACAAGUGUUCACACUGUGACAAGAGAUUCACUCGGUCAGCACAUCUAAAAUCACAUGAGUUGGUCCACACUGGAGAAAAAAAUUACAAGUGUUCACACUGUGACAAGAGGUACAAAAAGUCAAGAGACCUGAAAACACAUGAGAGCAUUCACACUGGAGUGAAACCUUACAAAUGUUUACACUGUGACAAGAGAUUCAGUUGGUCAGAACAUCUGAAAAUACAUGAGCGGAUCCACACUGGAGAGAAACCUUUUUCGUGUUCACACUGCAAUAAGAGAUUCAGUGAUUCAGGAGACCUAAAAAGACACGAGAGGAUCCACACUGGAGUGAAACCUUACAAGUGCUCACACUGUGACAAAAGAUUCAGUCAGUCAGCACAUCUGAAAAUGCAUGUGAGGAUCCACACUGAAGAGAAACCUUUUUCGUGUUCACACUGCAGUAAGAGAUUCAGUGAUUCAGGAGACCUAAAAAGACACGAGAGGAUCCACACUGGAGUGAAACCUUACAAGUGCUCACACUGUGACAAAAGAUUCAGUCAGUCAGCAAAUCUGAAAAUGCAUGUGAGGAUCCACACUGGAGAGAAACCUUAUUCAUGUUCACAUUGCAAUAAGAGUUUCGGUUUUUCAGGAGAACUUCAAAGACAUGAAAGGAUCCACACUGGAGAAAAACCUUACAAAUGUUCACACUGUGACAAACAAUUCAGCCAGUCAGCACAUCUGAAAUCACAUGAGUUGGUCCACACUGGAGAAAAAAAUUACAAGUGUUAACACUGUGACAAGAGAUACAAAGAGUCAAGAGACCUGAAAACACAUGAGAGCAUUCACACUGGAGUGAAACCUUACAAAUGUUCACACUGUGACAAGAGAUUCAGUCAGUCAGCACAUCUGAAAAUGCAUGUGAGGAUCCACACUGGAGAGAAACCUUAUUCAUGUUCACAUUGCGAUAAGAGAUUCGGUUUUUCAGGAGACCUUCGAAGACAUGAAAACACUGGAGUGAAACCUUUAAAAAGUGUUUA